This is a messenger RNA of Mobula hypostoma (lesser devil ray), 3584 nucleotides long. RefSeq names its product BLK proto-oncogene, Src family tyrosine kinase (gene blk). Gene Ontology annotation, biological process: cell surface receptor protein tyrosine kinase signaling pathway; innate immune response; protein phosphorylation. Lineage: Eukaryota; Metazoa; Chordata; Chondrichthyes; Myliobatiformes; Myliobatidae. Gene Ontology annotation, cellular component: extrinsic component of cytoplasmic side of plasma membrane. Gene Ontology annotation, molecular function: non-membrane spanning protein tyrosine kinase activity; signaling receptor binding; ATP binding. The record is from RefSeq and is a predicted model, not a curated record. Bases 701 to 2167 code for a protein of 488 amino acids. The transcript is spliced from 14 exons.
ACACCCCUUGGUUCAGAAGAUUUGCUCCCGGCAUCUCAGAGCGACGCUUUCCGUUUGUUGGAGGAGUAGAAGUAAAUAAACAAAAUGACACGGAAGACCCGAGGCUUGACUCCACCCGUGGCGGCAUCUCAGCAACGUGUGGCUAGUCUAGCUGAGAAGUCCGUUCAACCUGUGGCGUAGGGUGGACGGGAGCUGAAGGAAGGUCGUACCCACUGCCGAAACCACUGCCCCGAGGAAGCGGCACACAAUGCACGCCUUUCAUGCGGCUGGUGUGACUGACCUGAGUUCCCUGUAGCGCUGAUCACUCGCUCAAAGGCACCCUUAUUCUUCGCCUGUAUCCUCUCUGGUGCCGGGCCAGCGUGGUCGAAGGGCUGUAUUACCGCUGAUCAUUUUCUGUGGAAACUAGCCCAAAAAAAAACAAGGUGUGUUGUGGCCAUUUUCGAUGGUUUCCGAUUAUUCUCGAUGUCCAACUUGGUUAGACAGCCAGGAAAAAAAACAAACUUGCACCUCUCAACCGGGUUGUAAAGGACGUCCCCUCAUGUUACCUUCCGCAGAAUCAGACGAAGCCGUUGCCAUUUUCACGGAUUGAAACUUAAUGUAAAUAGACUACAAUUCAGGUAGCUCAAUAAAAAAUACUGCAACUCACUGAAAUACUGAUUUGGCCUUUCAGAUUAAUGAGCAGCUGACAACAGUCGCAAGGAUGGGCUGUGCGGUAAGCACCAAACGGAGAGUAAACAGUUCUGUCCAUCGGGACCGGGCCAAUGGCUUUGAAGCUGGGCGACAGGUUCAUUUUGAAGAUCAAGCGGCAUCAUUUGAACACUCCCAGGCAGCAAAGACAUUUGUUGGAUUAUACGACUAUGAACCAACAAGUGAACGUGAUCUGGGAUUUAAGAAAGGCGAACGCCUUAUUGUGGUAUCAGAAAAAGGAGAAUGGUGGAAGGCGAAGUCCUUGGUCUCUGGCAAAGAAGGUUUUGUUCCCAGUAACUUCAUGGCAAGAGUGGACACAAUAGAAGUUGAAAAUUGGUUCUUCAAAGGAAUAAGCCGGAAGGAUGCUGAGAGGCAGUUGCUGGCUUCAGGCAAUAAAUUGGGGACAUUUCUAAUCCGAGAGAGUGAAACUAAUAAAGGUGCCUUUUCGCUGUCUGUGAAGGACCGUGACUCUAAGUAUGGUGAUAUAGUGAAGCACUACAAGAUAAGACUACUUGAUGAUGGUGGUCAUUAUAUCACCCCGAGAGCCACAUUCUCCAGUUUACAGAAAUUGGUUCAUCAUUAUUCAAAAAGUUCAGAUGGACUGUGCCAACGUCUCACUAAGCCAUGCCCCAUGAUGGCUCCUCGAAAGCCCUGGUGGCCCGAUGAAUGGGAAAUUCCAAGAGAAGCCCUGAAGCUUGGAGCUAAACUUGGAGCUGGGCAGUUUGGGGAAGUUUGGAUGGGUUACUAUAAGAACAAUACCAAAGUUGCCAUUAAAAUGUUGAAGGAGGGCAGCAUGUCUCCACAGGCUUUUCUGGAAGAAGCCAACCUUAUGAAGACACUUCAACAUGACAAGUUGGUGCAGCUGUAUGCAGUUGUGACAAAGGAGCCCAUAUAUAUAGUGACUGAAUUUAUGGCAAAAGGUAGUUUGCUGGAUUUUCUAAAGACUAGCGAAGGAGCAAAGUUACAGAUGACAAAAUUAAUUGACAUGUCGGCUCAGGUGGCAGAGGGCAUGGCAUAUAUUGAACAGAAAAAAUACAUCCACAGGGAUCUGCGAGCUGCCAAUAUAUUGGUAUCAGAAGCAUUGGUCUGCAAGAUUGCAGAUUUUGGUCUUGCCCGACUUAUAGAUCAUGAAUACACAGCACGUGAAGGUGCCAAAUUCCCUAUCAAAUGGACAGCACCAGAGGCCAUUAAUUAUGGCACCUUCACAAUCAAGUCUGAUGUCUGGUCCUUUGGUGUACUUUUAACGGAAAUUACAACGUAUGGGAGAGUACCAUAUCCAGGGAUGAGCAACCCUGAAGUAAUCCGGAGUUUAGAACGCGGCUAUCGAAUGCCUCGCCCCGACAGCUGCUCAAAUGAACUCUAUGAUAUCAUGUUGAACUGCUGGAAAACUGCUCCAGAAGAUAGACCCACAUUUGAAUACUUACAGAGUAUUCUGGAGGACUUCUUCACAGCCACAGAAGGGCUCUAUCAAUCUGCUUAGCUUCAGGAACCUACCUAGUGAAAGAAGCAGAUGUUUGUCACCGGACCUCUAAUUAAACACUGUGUUUUCACUCAAGUGUUGUUGAAAACAGUUCAAAGAAAACCAGCUUCUUGUGUGUUUUGUCCUAAUUGGUUUGCCAUAAUUGUUUGGUUUUAGCCCUAACCAAGCCACAUUUUGGGCUGAUGUUCUGAAGACUUGUUGUUAAUAGAAACGUGCCUGCAGAAGAAACUGUUGGGAUAGUUUCAUUGGAAGUGCCUUCCACAAGCUCUUGUGAGCAUAGAAAAAUCUCAUUCUUGAUUAAGUACCCCGCCAGCAUUUUUGACGGCUGUUUCUCCUUGGGAUCUUUGGCUGGUUUAGAUAAAAUUUGUGUGCACUUUUCAUGCUGACUUGGGAAACUCAUUCCAAGCUUGUCAUCUCGAAACCUUCACAUUAUAACUUGUAGCUGUCUAGCUGUUUCAGUUCACUGACUGAAUGCUAGAAACAUUGAGAGUUUUUCAUUUCAUUUUCAUUAUGUUCUAUAUUGUUUUGAGAGUAUCCAAACAAUUUCAUAUGAAACUAUAAUUGCUUAUGCUGGAAGUUUUCCUGAAGCUAUAUUGGCUGUUCUGGCUUGUUAAUGUAUCACAAGGUGUAAGCCAAAAUUUUUCAAAGCUACAGAUUUUUCUGAAGUUUAAAGCACCAUUGAACUCAUGUUAAAAUAAUCUUGCUUUUUACUUGAAUAUGCACAAUUGUUCACAUCUAAGCACAUUGCUUAGAGACUGUACAGUGCAAUUCCAAUUAAGUGGUUUGCUGAUUUUCCAACUGUUGAGUGAUGCAGAUCAUGAGAUCUUAACCUUGACUCUAGCUCAAGCUCUCUGAUUACCAUCAAUUUACAGAGGUAGAAGUUUAUUUAAGAACUUCUACUGAACACCGGACCAAAAUAUGAUAUGCAGAAAGGGUUGAGAAUUCAUCCUUUUAAAAGACUUGUGGUUUUGUAUUUUGCAGUUCAUGGAACCACAUGAUUUGAAAUUAUUGUCCUGCUAUAAAUAAAGAAUUUAUUGAAGAAGUGUCUUCAAACUUCAACAUUAACUGUUCCUUUUUCCACAGAUACUGUCGGAUCUGCUGGUUUUUUUCCAGCAUUUUCUAUUUUUAUUUCAGAUUUCCAGUGUCUGCAUUUCUUCACUUGACAGAAGAUCAGUGGAACCAACACAUUUAGGACUGAGAAAUACAGUGAUGCACUUUCCUGAGCUGGGCACUCUUUCCAUUUAAAUCUGAGGCUUGCAAUCUUUGCAAGGUAUUUUGCACAUUCCAAUGCGUCAUGUGUUCGAAGUUACUGAUUGGCUAAAUAUGCUUGCUGCAAGAAGUAUGAAGUCAAAUCAUGUGGUGUCAGAUUGUACCUUGUUCAUCAGAGGCAUUUUUCAUUACUUCAAAUAAAUGUUGU